AUGACUCAGCCGGGAUCAAACUGGAAGCCCUUCAACAUUGCUGUUGUUGGUGGCGGUAUUGGUGGUGUUGCAGUUUCCAUCGCUCUUAGGAGAGCAGGCCACAACGUCACCAUCUAUGAGCGAGCAGACUAUGCGGGCGAGGUCGGUGCAUCGAUAUCCUGCGCAGCAAAUGGCAUGAAAUGGCUACGAGAGUGGGGUGUCGACAUCGAGAAGGGCGACGGCGUCUAUCUUCGCAAGCUCAUCAACCGCGACUGGAAGACUGGUGAGCCCGUGAGCGUGUACGACCUUGGAGACUAUGAAGAGAAGUGGGGCAACCCAUACUACAUGUUCCACAGGCAAGACAUGCACAAGAUGCUCAUGGACUGCGCUACGCAAGAGGAAGGCGCUGGCCAGCCAGUCAAGCUCGUUGUCAACCACAAGUGUGUCGACCUCGACACCACAACAGGACGCAUCACGUUCGGCAACGGAGUCGUUGCUGAGCAUGACGUUGUCAUCGGCGCUGAUGGCAUUGGCUCUCAAAUUCGCAAACUCAUCGGCAUCCAAGUGGAAAAGCGCCCUGCCGACUCCAGCUGCCUCCACGCCAACGUCAUGACCAAGGACGCCGUAGCACGAGGAUACGAAGACUACUCGAAGAACAGCGCCAUCGAAUACUGGGGCGGCCACCACAGCUGGAACAAGAUCGUUCUCUCUCCCUGCAACAGCGGCAGCCUGCUCUCAUACUACUGCUUCUUCCCACGCGAAAAGGGCGACUUCACGGAACAGAAAUGGGACGCCGCGAGCACAGUCGACGAACUCCUCGCCCCAUACCCAGACCUCGACACCGGCGUACGAAACCACCUCGCAAUCGGCCAAGAAAUUCGCCCCUGGAGACUCUGGGUCCACGAGCCAUACUCCCACUGGCAAAAAGGCGUAGCCUGCAUCAUGGGCGACGCCGCCCAUCCAAUGAUGCCCGACCAAAGCCAAGGAGCCUGCAUGGCCCUCGAAGACUCCGCAGCCCUGGGUCUCGUCUUCCAAAAGGACUUCUUCCCCGGCAGCGUCGAAGAAGCCCUCCAACUCUACGAGCGUGUCCGCCACCCACGCGCCUCCAAAGUCCAAGCCGCAUCUGCUCGUGCACGAGAGAACAUUCACGAGCGUAUUGGCUUCUCAGACAACACUGAUAAUCCACUCUACAAAGUCAAGGAUGAGCAGAACAAGUUGACUAUCACCGAGAUGAACAGCUAUGAUAUGCGGGAGGAUAUCAAGACUAAGUGGCCACAACAAUGGCCUCAGUCGCUGGGCGAGAUUAGCAAGCCGAAUGGGCUGGCACCGCAAACGAAUGGUGUUGCUGUUGCUGCCCACUAG
Molecule: messenger RNA, 1341 nt
Organism: Cercospora beticola
Lineage: Eukaryota; Fungi; Ascomycota; Dothideomycetes; Mycosphaerellales; Mycosphaerellaceae
Product: FAD-dependent oxidoreductase
Molecular function (GO): FAD binding; monooxygenase activity
Source: RefSeq, a predicted model, not a curated record